Messenger RNA from Oppiella nova, 636 nucleotides. Lineage: Eukaryota; Metazoa; Arthropoda; Arachnida; Sarcoptiformes; Oppiidae. The record is from the annotation of a GenBank genome assembly.
AUGGAUACUUCCAUCAAAAUCUUACUAGCGAAGAGCGACGACUCGGCGUUCAACCCGCGGGAGGGGUGGCUGGUGCGGGGCAUGAAGGGCUACCGGGUGCUCACGGGCAUCGACGCCUCCUACGACGAGGCCAAGGAGAUCUGUCAGAUACUGUUCAGCUACCACUUCGGCCACUCUUAUAGCCUCCUGAGUCUCGUGUCCAUCAACAGCACCGAAGAGCAACGGUUGGUCUACUCACUCGUAUUGGCCUCCAAGCACUCGCACGACCAGUUCUGGAUCGGGGCCCGGGAUGACGAGGUACACGGGCUCCGGUGGAUCGAUGGCCAAGAUGUCAAGUGGACCAACUUUGUCCAGUAUAAGAAACAGAGUCCGGGUCAGAGGUGCGUGGCCAUUGACGCGACUAAAAAGGGCCGGGUAGAGAAUCCGGGUAAAUGGGUGUUCGACCAUUGCGCCAGUAGGAAGGGGCUGAUAUGUCAAAGGGCGUAGGCGAUUGGUAAUAGUUUAUUUGUAUAGUUUUGGCGUACAAUGCGGGACACCGUGUAUGAUAUAUUUGGUGGUUUACUAAAAACACGAAAUUGCUGGAUUAUAAUAGUUAUCCAUUAAAUUAAUAUAUAAUUCUUGAGAGUUAUGUGAAUA